AUGGGCGUGCUCAGACCACCUCCUCCUGGAGCUGAUUGUCCCAGCUGUGAGACUGUGCCUUCGACCCAGCCUCCAAUGAGCAUGCCCAGCCAUCGCUACAAGUUGUGGGUAGACCCUGGCAACACAUCAUCAAGGCUACAGGGAGAACAACUAGAAGUCAUACCCAGAAGCAACCAUAGAUUGGGGAAUCCUAAAAUAACUGCUGCUGCUGCUGUAAGCAUGCCACUGCUACCGGAGAUGGACCUGCCCCUGGGAUAUACACCAAAUGGUCUUAUCAUUGCCUGUUACCAAGGUUAUGUGGAUAUUGUAAUAGCCUUAGCACAAUGCCCUCACCUUGAUGUGAACUGGCAGGACAACGAAGGGAACACAGCUCUAAUUACAGCUGCACAGGCAGGGCACAUAACCAUUACAAACUAUUUGUUGAACUAUUUUCCUGGGCUUGAUAUUGAGAAGAGGAAUGCAUUUGGAUUCACAGCACUGAUGAAAUCUGCAAUGCAGGGUCGAACAGAAUGUGUGAAAGCCUUGAUGAUGGCAGGGGCAAAUGUUCAUGCAACUGACCCAAGCCGUGGACUGACUUCAUGGGAAUGGGCUUGUUUCACAGGAAGAUCAGAAUCUGCCUUCGUCAUGCAGAAGCUGAUGGACAGACCAUGCCCAGAACAGUUUUCUGAUCAAUAUAAACCAGAAUGGCCAAAAAUGAAGGAACUUCUUGCGAAGGCUGCAGAGACAAAAAGCUGUUUGCAGAAGAUUUCUGAGUGCGUAAGAGCAGCUGUCUCAUUCCAGUCUUUCUAUGGCCCAGAAGAGGAUGGGGUCCUUGAUCACAUGGUGAAGGUGACAACAAGCUUGGGAAGUCCCUUCAUCACUCUGGCAUGCCGGACUGUGUGCCCAGGCAGCCCACCUUGUGUGGGGAAGCGCAGACUGGCUGUGCAGGAAAUCCUUAGGAAGCAGAGAGCAGAGGAAAUCCGAUCUCAAGACAAAGAUCACGUUAACAACUAUGAGAAGCUCUUUCAGAACUCCAAAGUCACAGUGAUCCCCAAGAAGAAGGAGCGUCGAGCUAGCCUGCAGCCCAUCAGCAUUGCAAUGUCCCAAGUAAGCACAGUAGCUACGAGGAAAGCAAGCCUCCUGCCACUCCACCUACUUCGACGGAGCAGUGUCCGGCCGGGAUUUGUCAUCCCCAAAGUCCGUGUAAGCAAGGCACCUCCACCUACCUUCCAGCCAGAAAAGGCGAGAAGGAGGAGCAGUGCAAAGGACGACCCCUAUCUGCAGAUUCCCAAAUGGAGAUACAAGGAAUUAAAAGAGGAGAGGAGAAAGGCAGAGGAACUGGAGAAGAAUAGAGCAGCAGAGGCUCAAAAACCAAGGCAGGUGUCUCCUUCCCAGAGCAGGACCUGAUUUAAAGGCAGUUGGUGAGAGGUUUUUGAGUUGCUAGUCUUGUUAUCCCAGCAAGAUUACAAGAGACUGAAUGUUUUUGUGCAUGCUCACUGCCCAUGGAGCUGGAAUACUGAGUCAUGGCCUUUAAGGAGCAGAAAUACAGCAAGGGUUAUGCCAUGACAUAUUUGAUGGUGGAGCAAGAAUGUAUUUUGGGCUGGAAGACUUACUAGGUUAACCAAUCUGCUGUUGAUGGGAUGUUCUAAGUGGUGCAGUUGUCUUGUGGAUUCCUCUUUUUCCAGCUCCUGGUGAAUGGCUGUGAAACAGCUUGAAAAAUAUGUUUGAAAGAAUUGUAUUUUGUGUUUGUUCAUUUUGCAAUGGACAAAAUUAAGGAGCUGUGGUUUUGACACCAGACAUUCCUCCCUCUUCUUCCUUAGGCAGAUAUAUUGCAAAGAUUUAUAAUAAUAAUUAGCAGUUUAAAAUAUACCACAGUGUUGGUUGGCAAUGAAAAUCCAGGUCUACAGUUUUAGAUAUAAUGAGCACUUUAUUUCUAUUCCAGUAAGCAGAUCUUAAAUACAGGCAUUAAACCCUACAGGUCCAUACAGUCUGUAUGGAUGCAGUUCUUAAUGCUCUUGUUUUCUCUGUUGAAUAUAAAAAGGGCUUAAUAUGAAAUAUCUCUGUAGUUGAGGUAUUCACAUCUUCUGCAAGUAUAAAUCAGUUGCAGGGACUGAUUUCUUUGAAGAAACAUAGAAGAUGUGACAAUUUUUGAUUGCCACCAUCACCUAAGAUUUGCCUCCCCCACUAGAUUUUCCUUUAUUCAUUAUCCAUUGUCUCCUCUUUAGUCUCAGGGAAAUUUUUGUCAUUGCUUUUAACUGUGAAAUAAGGGAGAUGGUGAAGCACAGUGGAUAUUUUUUUAGGUUGAUAUUUAAAUUUCUUUUAAAAAAACUCACUAGGUUUAUUGUGAGCCUUUCCAGAAUAUAGCCAGGACAAGAAUAUUAUGCAGCUUUCAGAGGUUCAAGCAAUUUUCCCAGGAGUAAAGUGCAGCUAUAUGCUGUGAAUACCCAGUCAGAGGCAGCUCAACCACUGACAUGGCCAGAUGUCACUGUAAGCUUUGGUACAACACCUCUGGGUGCCCAAAGAGGGCAGUAGCUCACCCCUCUGUCUACACUGCGAGGAAACCUUCCCUGGUAUGGAAGUUCAUCUCCCACGUGGGCAGUACCUACGGAUUUUUGCUGCAGGUUUUCACACUCCACAUUAAGGGUUCUUCUGGUUGUACCAGCAGUCAGCCUGAACAGCAAGCCAAGCCCUGGAAAAUUCCGGUAAGGAACGGCUAUAAAUCUGCUGCUUGCUGAAGAACAACCACACUCAUAGAAGUAGAGAUUCAAUGCAAACAGCAUAGAGCACAUGCUCAGGGUUAGGUUUUCCUCAGGCUUUGCACACAUUUAAACUAAAAUGUGCUGCAGUGUGUCCUCCUGAAGGUGUUGCUGUACUGGAGCCCAGGCAGACCUCAGCUGUGCUGCUGUCACCAGUUUCUCCCCUCAAUUAAGAGAGGGAAAACUUUCCCACCCUUUAGCCCCACAGCACAGAGGCUGGACACUUUCAGUUUCACUGAAUUUGUAAUGAAACUGUGUCAUGGGAGAAAUAAAUUCAGUUAAUUGAAAACUAGCGCCCAGAUCAGCACUUUUCCUGUCUAUAGGGUCUGACAGAAGUUAGGACAGAUGUGGGGAACAAGAAUUUUUCCACACAGCCUGUUCUUUGUACUUCUGUGCUGGCCAGACUGCAUUGCCAGGUAGCCUCUUAGGUCAGACCUGGAGGAAAAGCACCUGCCAAUACACCUGCCCAGUCCUGGGAAUAUGAAGAUCAUUUUUAUCUGCAAGUGCAUCAGUGCUAUGCAAUUCAUAGACACUAAUUUUGUAAUGGCUUUGAGGUGACCAGAAUACAAGCAGGACUCAUUUCUUUGGAAAGCAGGAGGACAAUCUUCUGGCUGUCUGUGGCAGAGCUGUCAGGACAGACUUCAGACUGGUACACUGGAUUGAAUGGUUUAACUGUUAAUUUUUGUUUACUGCCAACCCAGGGUUUUGAAGAUUUAGCAAUCAGAUUUGGUUCUGAAAACAACCUGUACUGCAGCUGAGUACUUGAAUUUGCACUUUCAGUACCACCUGCAAGAAACCGGCCAUUGACAGGUGCUCUCAGGGAUGAACAUAUAGUAUGUAGAAUUAGGGGCUGGAAAUUAAGCCUAUUUUCUAAUCCUUUGUACUUUACUGUGUUUACGUGCAUAAAUGUGAUAUUUCCAUUAAAAGAGGCACAGGCUGUUCAACUUAUUUGGCACA
Parus major (Great Tit) is the source of this 3692-nucleotide messenger RNA. RefSeq names its product ankyrin repeat domain-containing protein 33B. The record is from RefSeq and is a predicted model, not a curated record. Bases 1 to 1386 code for a protein of 461 amino acids. Gene Ontology annotation, molecular function: protein binding. The transcript has 4 exons. NCBI's taxonomy places the organism in Eukaryota, Metazoa, Chordata, Aves, Passeriformes, Paridae.